Molecule: messenger RNA, 1711 nt
Organism: Ylistrum balloti
Lineage: Eukaryota; Metazoa; Mollusca; Bivalvia; Pectinida; Pectinidae
Product: glutamate receptor U1-like
Exons: 7
Coding region: 150-1535 (461 amino acids)
Biological process (GO): synaptic transmission, glutamatergic; modulation of chemical synaptic transmission; monoatomic ion transport
Cellular component (GO): plasma membrane; postsynaptic membrane
Molecular function (GO): transmitter-gated monoatomic ion channel activity involved in regulation of postsynaptic membrane potential; glutamate-gated receptor activity
Source: RefSeq, a predicted model, not a curated record
CGACCAGAGCGCCACCUAUCAGUGGAGGCGAGGAUUGUGCAUGGAGUAGUUUGCCCGUUGAGAAGCAUUGGUGUAUUAAGGUAUUGACAAGACUCUGGAUAUAGUUCUGGUUUCUACUGUAAGACGGAUACAGAUUCUCUAACAUAGCCAUGCCAACCGAAAAAUGCACGUGGUUUGUCAUUUUGGUCGUUAUCACUGGUCUCUUAAAACAGGGUGACUGUUUAAGACCUACCUACAGAGUGACAACCAUCAUGCACGACCCUUACCUGGUCAGUAUACAGCCCAUGAAGGGAUUUAUCCCUGAUCUGCUGGACGAGAUCUCGGAUAUCUUAAACGUUACUCUCGUGCUUGAUCACGUUGCUGAUUGGAAAUUUGGAACUCAAGACACCCUUGGCAACUGGAAUGGAAUGAUCGGCGAACUCACGUCUAACAAAAGUGACAUAGCGGCUGCAGCAUUGACCUUAACGGCUGAGAGAUCACGUGUUGUCCACUUCUCGCAUCCAUUCGAAACGGUCGGGUUGCGGAUUUUAGUGAAGAAGCCAUCGAUGGACAUUCUAACGAAGCUCAUUAAUGAUGAUGCUGGACUCUUUUUCCGACCCCUAACUCUAGGAGUGUGGAUGUCUGUAAUAAUUGGUUUCCUUGUCAUCGGUACUUUGUUUUAUAUCAUCGGCAGGUUUAGUCCCCUUCAAGAUCUGUCAGAAGGCGGCAUAUUAUGGGCACUGUCUGUUACAUGUGGAGUAAUUUCAUUUCAAGGAGCGCGACAUAUUCCAUCGGCCUUCUCCGCACGUGUCCUCGUCUCCAGCGCCUUACUUUUCACACUUACACUCGUCUCUAUGUACUCCGCUACACUUGUUGCCUUCGUUUCGGCAAAGAGGAUUAACAGUAAUGCACUACCGUUUAGUACCUUCAGGGGUAUGUCUUUACAGACUGAGUACCAGUAUGGAACUUUAUUUGCGAGCAGCACUUACAAGUAUCUAACCACAUCUAGCGGAGAGACCGAACGGAGUAUAGCAAUGCAUCUUAAGGAGAAUCCUGCCAAUCUGAUGAUGUCUAUAGCGGAAGGAGUCAAUCGUGUAAAACAAGGAAAGUAUGGUUUUAUUUUAGAGUCGGCGUCAGCCUACCACAUUAGCUCGACAUCGUGCGACAUGAUGGUCGUUGGUGAAAACCUGAGAGAAAGAACAUAUAACUUCGCUUGUAGACAAAACACCAACAUUUGUGACCAACUCAACAUAGCAAUAUUACAACUGAAAAUGAAUGGACGCAUGGACGAGCUUAAAACAAAAUGGUGGAGCGGAAAAUGUGGUUUCUUCCCUAGACAGCAAACGACUGAUGGUGAAACAGACAAUACGCUAAGCAAGGGGACCCAAAUUGACAUGAAACGUUUUACCAUUCCGCUGAUUCUGCUGGUAAUUGGAAUAGUGAUGAGCGUUGUGAUUCUGCUGAUGGAGAUAUACUUCCCCAAAGUCGCCGGGCAAUUGCACACAAAGAGGACAUCUGUAGACACCCAAGGCUUCUCCGGACAGAUGCAUGCCUGAUUGGACCUGUCAACUACAUCGUAUACAUUAUCGUUAUCUCGAGAAUUAUCGAAACAUGUUUUCCCCCCCUUUUUUUUAAAUCGUAUCAUGUACUGAUCACCAACGGAAUUAAACCCAAACCACAGAAGCAACAAUGUUCAUCUAACAUCUAUUAAAAAUGGCGAUAACACUCGAAA